CACUUCUACCGCAGUAUUAGAAUUUUCUCCAGUCGAAUCAAAUUUCAAAAUGACCCUUCUCUCGACCGCGCUAUGUGUACUGGCAGUCAUUUUCAGCCAGUUCAUUGACUCCACCAUCGUAUCCGGUAGAACCUUCGAGGACUUUAUAGCGGAGCUGCGCGCGGAACAGGAGUCCCGGGAUCGCUGCAACAAUGGAACGUUCCGAUCGUGCGUGGAGGAACCAACGAAGAUAUCGCGUCCCUACCAGCUGAAACCGUUCAGGGAUUCGCCGGAUUUUGGAGCCUACUGCGAGCAAAAAUCGCACGGUGGUGGAUGGCUGGUGGUGCAGCACCGCUUCGACGGAUCCGAGGAUUUUUUCCGCAAGUAUCCGGAUUAUAGGAACGGCUUCGGCGAUUUGGAAGGCGAGUUUUGGAUCGGGUUGGAGAAACUUUAUCGUUUGACGGCGAACAGGAAUACCCAACUGCUGGUCGAACUGAAGGACUUUGCCGGUAUUUACAAGUACGCAAAGUAUGACGAGUUUGAGAUCGGAGACGAACAGGAAGGUUACCAUUUGAAGAAGCUGGGGGCGUACUGUGGGACGGCUGGUGAUGGUCUGAGGUAUAGCGAAGGGAUGAGGUUUUCUACGCCAGACAACGACGUCGAUGAAUCGAAAUUCAAUUGCGCGAUCCAGCGAAUGGGCGCCUGGUGGUACAAAGAUUGCACUUAUAGUAAUCUUAAUGGACUAUACGAAGAUGACAAUCAGCAAAGAGCUAUGAAUUGGUUUCCGUUCAAGGAUUCCGACGACGGUUUAAAAUCUUCAAAAAUAAUGAUUCGAGGAUACUGAUUUUGAUAGAUCAGGUAUGUGUUUGUGAUAUGUAUUUGGAAAAAAUAAAUGAAUGUUUGUAAAACCCGCAA
Messenger RNA from Armigeres subalbatus, 894 nucleotides. Its product is annotated as angiopoietin-related protein 1-like. The record is from RefSeq and is a predicted model, not a curated record. Bases 50 to 823 code for a protein of 257 amino acids. The transcript has 2 exons. NCBI's taxonomy places the organism in Eukaryota, Metazoa, Arthropoda, Insecta, Diptera, Culicidae.